This is a messenger RNA of Euleptes europaea (tarantolino), 1527 nucleotides long. Its product is annotated as cholesterol 24-hydroxylase-like. Lineage: Eukaryota; Metazoa; Chordata; Lepidosauria; Squamata; Sphaerodactylidae. The record is from RefSeq and is a predicted model, not a curated record. Gene Ontology annotation, biological process: cholesterol catabolic process. Gene Ontology annotation, molecular function: heme binding; cholesterol 24-hydroxylase activity; iron ion binding.
AUGGAGGCGCUUGGGGCGGCGGCGGCGGGUUUGCUGCGCCUCUCGCUGGCCAGCGCCCUCCUGGCCUUCGGCCUCUACUGCUGCUACAUCAAGUACGUCCACGUGAAAUACGAUGACAUCCCCGGCGCCCCCAGGGCCAGCUUUUUCUUUGGUCACCUGCCAUACCUGUGGAGCAAGCUUAAAAGUAACGAAGUGUUUUAUGAUAUCAUGGCACAGUGGGCUGAAGAAUAUGGACCCAUUGUGCGUAUUAAUAUCUUUCACAGAAUCUCAGUGUUAGUAUUAAGUCCUGAAGGAGUAAAGGAGUUUCUGAUGUUACCGCAAUACCCAAAAGACCGAAAAGCAUAUAGCCAUCUUUAUAAUAUGUUUGGUGUGAGAUUUUUAGGGAAUGGCUUGGUAGCAGAUCCCAACUACAACCACUGGCACAAGCAACGGAGAAUUAUGGAUCCAGCUUUUAGUCGAAUUUACCUGAUUGGCUUGAUGGGAAUCUUCAAUGACAAAGCAGAAGAGCUUAUGAAGGUGCUGGAAGAGAAAGCCAGUGGAAAGACAGAAGUAGAUGUGAUGAACCUGCUGAGACGGGUGACUCUGGAUAUCAUUGGAAAGGUGGCUUUUGGCUUAGAACUGAACACCCUGUACGAUGACCAGACACCUUUCCCACGCGCAGUGACUGUGGUCAUGGAAGGUAUGGCCAAGUCACGCAUCCCUACUUUUGAGUACAUGCCAUGGAACAGAAAAAUGGUGAAAGAGGUUCAGGAAAGCUUGAGGCUGAUACGUCGCACUGGGAAGGAGUGUAUUGAGCGGAGGCGCAAGGCCAUCCAGAAUGGAGAGGAGAUCCCUGUGGACAUUCUCACUCAAAUCUUGAAGAAUGCAGCACAGGAGGGGGACUACGAUGAUGAAAACAUGCUGGACAACUUCACCACCUUCUUCUUUGCAGGUCAUGAAACCACUGCCAAUCAGUUGGCUUUCACCAUCAUGGAGCUGGGACGGCAACCGGAAAUAGUGGCAAAACUUCAGGCUGAAGUGGAUGAGGUAAUUGGCGCAAAGAGAGACAUUAACUAUGAAGAUCUUGGCAACCUCCGCUAUUUAUCCCAGGUUCUCAAAGAAAGCCUACGAUUAUACCCAACGGCCCCAGCCACUGUACGCUGGACGGGAACUGAAAAAGUCAUUGAAGGGGUCAGAAUUCCAGCAAACACCACCCUGAUGUUCAACAUGUAUGUCAUGGGACGCAUGGAGAGGUUUUUCGAUGAUCCACUGAUCUUCAAUCCUGACCGAUUCAGUAAAGAACAGCCCAAGCCCUACUAUUCCUAUUUCCCAUUUUCCUUGGGGCCUCGUUCCUGCAUUGGGCAGAUAUUUGCACAGAUGGAGGCUAAAGUGAUGAUGGCCAAAUUUCUGCAGAGGUUUGAAUUCCAGCUGGUCCCACCGCAGAGCUUUAAGGUUUUGGACAGCGGAACACUGAGGCCGUUAGAUGCUGUCGUAUGCAAACUGAAGCUCCGCAGCCCUCUUGCUUUUGAAGAUCAAGCAAAAUACUGA